Messenger RNA from Habropoda laboriosa, 5715 nucleotides. RefSeq names its product rho guanine nucleotide exchange factor 17. The record is from RefSeq and is a predicted model, not a curated record. NCBI's taxonomy places the organism in Eukaryota, Metazoa, Arthropoda, Insecta, Hymenoptera, Apidae. Gene Ontology annotation, biological process: actin cytoskeleton organization. The transcript has 25 exons. Bases 161 to 5383 code for a protein of 1740 amino acids. Gene Ontology annotation, molecular function: protein binding; guanyl-nucleotide exchange factor activity.
CAGAAGCCUCGAGGACAUCGCCGUGGUACCGGUGCGGCUGGGCUGACUGCGACAUCAAGAUCUACGACGAGCUCGAGGAGCAAGGAUCCCUCGUUUGCUCGAUUCGUCGUCGCCACGACAUGCGGCUGUCUUGAUUAAUCGGGUGAAGGGAGGAUGAAGAAUGCCCCGCGUCGGUGGAGACGGGGGUGGCGGGCCGGAGAAGGCAGGAGGAAGUGGAUUCGGAGGAUGGCUCGGGGGUGCAGCAAGAGCCAUGACAGGGGGAAGUGUCGGCGGUGGUUACGUGGUUCUGGGUGGCACCAGAUACGGUCUCAGACUUUCUCAGGAAAGUCUGCCGCCAUCGAACUCGCGGGAAGAGUCUCAGGAGAGGCGUCGAAAGAGGAGCUCGCGGGAGAGCGACUCUCGCGAGAGGCUGACGGAAAAGUGUGCGGAAAACUCUGGUGCGCUCGAGCUGAGCUCGAGCAUAGCCGACUGUUGUUGCAUCGGUCCACGUUCCCGUUUGCCGUUACCGAGGAUCCCGCCGUCCUCGACGUAUCCAUCGUCCUUGUCGUCGACGACGUGUGGAACAGGCGGAGGUGGUGGUGUAGGUGGAGCUGGAGGUGGCGGUGGAGGAGUAAGUGGUGGACAGGCUCCUUUUCCUGGGCCUCCCACGUCUUCGAACAGCCGUGUUGCCGGCGUGGAACAGCCGGCGACGCUGACGACGCCAACGACGUCGGCGCAACCGUUGGUGAACUCUAAUAAUAACCGAGGGAUGCUGCAAACGUCGGUGGGGAACAGCACUGGCCAGCAGCACCAUCAAGCACAAUCGUCCGCGGCUCUAACGGCGGCGGUACCGUCGUCCUCGUCGUCGUCAUCUACCUCGACGUCGUUCAACACGUCCACCGCCGUCCCGACGCUGCAGUCCGUCUCGGUGCCGCGCCAGCUAGCACAGUGGACCAAGCAUCAGACGCUGAAGCUGCAGGAACCAGCAGUGCUAGCGGUGGACCGAUUGCACAGGUUCCGGUGGAGCGGGGGCGGAGGAGGAAGUGGCAAAAAGUCCUCUUCCGGCCCCCGGAGCGAAAAGGCCGAGCGCCUUCGAGAGCUCACUGAAAAACUCAAGGGACCAGCUCCAGUACCACCGCCUAGAAGACCUUCACGGGUCCAGGCAUCCUCUCCACCCCCGAGCGGAUACCAACCACCCUCGCAAAAUUAUCCUCAGGCAACGAGUCAAGGAUGUGGUCGCUGCGACGGUCGUCCCUCCUGUCGAAGCUACACGUACAGCGAGGGCAGUGGUCACGGGUCGAGCAACCAGCACCCCCAGCAGCAGCACCAGCUGAAGACGAUCGGUCGGAGUGACAGUGUCGGUGACGAGUGUUUCAGUGAGUCGAGUAACGACGCGUGCAGGAAGCCUUGCACCGACUCGAGGAGGACCUCACGGUCGGUCAGGCAACACGAUAGGAACAGUGGUGACGUAAGUGACAUAAAAAACGAGCUGAACGCCAGUGCAGACGGGGCGAAACACCUGAGACAGUAUAGUGAUUCGGUGGUGGAUAGUGGUACGUGUGUGGACGAUUUGUGCGAUAAUCUGAGCACCGCCUCGGGAGCAGGAAACGAGGGCGAAGCAAGGGAUGCAAUCACCAGAUUGGAGCCUAGGGGGCCGCUUCUUACCUUUCACAGAGCUGGCGCACCGUUUCGUAGCGCUUCCUUCGGCCAGGUGGACUUCAAUCAAGUUAAUCGGCAGAAGGCUCAGCCAAUAGCCACGUCGAAUCGCACAGAGAGCAAGGAUGUUCGCGCUAGCACGUUACCACGAAGACGAGGGGACGUCAGUCCAGUGGUCUCGACGCCACAGAACAGCCCUAAUCGUCAGAGUCCGAGAACGUCGACGCCAAGCGUCGACAGCGCCGUCGGCUCCGCGGAAGGCUUGGGUGUACCUCAAACCGGAAAUGUCGAAGAGAUUCGCCCGAGGAGCGACGGUUCCGACAGUCUGGCAACUUCCAGUGCCCUCACCAGCCCGGAACCACCGGUUCCGGAGAUCAACGAGCCGAGAGUCGAUCUGGUGCAAGCGGACGUGCCUCCUAUCGAGGUCGUCACGUCCGAGCCCGUUUUUCCGCUCGUUGAAACCACACCGAUCGAGGAAACCGUGCAGAAAGAAAACAGGAUGGAGCCCCACGAGGUGAUAAUAACACCUCCACCCGAGGAGCCACGGUUGAGCCAAACGAGCGAGGGUAGCGAGGCGGCGAGCGAAGCACCCUCCGAGGCUUCGUCGCCGUCAGGCAAAACGAGAAGGUACAGAGGGGACACUAGUAAAAGGAGAAAGGGCGUGUACAUAACCCAAUGGCCUGAGUCCUUGGACACCGACAGGAACAAGCUGUCAGCUCAGAGCAGCGAGGAAAGAGAUGAGCCACCUGCGACGCCCAGCGACCUCUCCGACUGCGAGGGCCACACGCCUAGAAGGUACAGUAAGAGGCCUCUGCGUGGUCCUUACGGGCAAAUGCUCGAGGCAGAAAUGGCGAAGCCACGAACCGCCGAUAUCUCUCUCGAGGAAGGCCUUCGUCCGCGCAGAAAAGUUUCCGCGAAUCUCUCGUACAACACAAGCUCGAAUAACAGCGGUUCCGAGCCACCCACGCCAUGCCAUCAUAGAACCACUUCCAGCCCGAGCAAACUCGAAGGUCUUCCGGGACCAAGUCCCGAACUCCUCGCGGAACUACUUCGAGGAUCUUCGGAGAGGGUGGCUCGAGCGCCGGUGCAUCGAAACGAUACCAGGACUCACGUAGUUGUCGAGCUAUACGAUACGGAGCGAUCGUACGUGGAGGCACUGCAAAUACUAGUCAAUAAAUACCUACAACCAUUGAAGAGUCCUGAAAAUGCCGGUUUGGUGGACGCAGGGACAGUGGACGAAAUCUUUUAUCAGAUUCCCUCGAUUCUCAAUCAUCACGAGGUGUUUCUGGAGGAGCUGCGUAAAAGGCUGGACACUUGGGAACUUAAGCAGACCAUUGGCGAUGUCUUUCUCGAUGUGUUCACCAAGCCAGUCGUCCUGGAGACGUACACCCUUUUCCUUGAUAAUUGGAAGUCCGCGAGGAAGGCGAUAAAAACGACUUGCCAAGCGAAACCGGCUUUCGCGCGAUUCCUCGAGACAAUGGAACGGGAGCACAAAGGGAAACUCGGGCUUGAUCAGUUAUUGAUCAAACCGGUGCAAAAGAUACCUCGUUACGAGCUGCUGAUCCAGAGGCUGCUCAAGCACACCGAUUCCACGCAUCCAGAUUUCGAGUUGCUGCAAGCUGCUCAGAAGGAGGUGCACGAACUCGUCGUGAAGAUCAACUGCACGGAAAGGGAGUCUCUCGAGUGGGAACAACAGCAAACUACGUUGAGGGAGGUUCAGGCGCUCGUCGAAGGACUUGCUGGAAUCGUGACGAACGAUAGAGCAUUCGUACGCCACGAUUUGGUCACCAUAGCCUCGAAUCAAGGGACAAGGAAGGAACGAGCACUAUUUCUGUUCUCGGAUCUGCUUGUUAUCACCAGCAUUAAGAGGAGAAGCGGAACCAUUAGAAAACCAUCGACUUCCUGUCCAAAUAGUCUGGUUAGCCUACUGGAAGCGAAUAAGUACAAAAUGUUAAUGAGAAUACCACUGGACGACCUAGAAGUUAUGAAAGCCAAAGAUGAGAACUUGAGGCGAAUGGCUCGUGAGGUGGACCAUCUUCGCGAAGACUGCGCGACGUUGACGCAGCUUCAGGAACUGGCGUCAACGUUGCACAGCGCGAAGCAACAAUUGGAGGAUCUUAUCAAGGAUAUGCUCGGACAGGCGCAACGUCAAUUAGCCGAAAGGAACGCGGCGCAUUCGCAGCUAGCCUGUCUAGAGCUGACGCUUAAUACUCAGGCCGGUAUCGAGAACAUUUCCGUAAUGUUCACGAAGCCUGACAAAAGGGCCAGCUGGGAGGAGAGCUUCAACGAGGCGAAGCAGAAGUUAGCGUUGUCCGCUGAUAGGAGGCCCUGCCCAGAAUUCGCGGGACCUUUGCCUAUACGAAACACCCGGGCUGGUAUGCAGUUCACCUGUGCCGCGCCUACCUUGGCCAACGGACAAUGCUCGAGCGAAGUUUGGGUGUGCAACAGCGACGGCUACGUGGGCCAGGUUUGCGUGCUGAGUCUGACACCUGAACCACCGCAGGUGCCGUCUUGCAACGUGGUUUGCAACGCGAGGAUCCUCUGCGUCGCUGGAAUCCCGGCUUGCACCCAGAGAUCGAAUUCGUGCGUGACUAACAACAUUUCAUUCGCGAACAGUAAGAGCGGCAUAAGCAUCUCGGUCCAGGAUGUCGAUGCCAGUGGCGGGAACAUACAGUUAGAUAGUAGCUCGAGCUCCGAAGACUCGGACUCGGACGACAUUCCAUGUGCAGAUACGGGUAGCCUGACUUUGACCGGUAACGUUCCAAGUAUUGAUAACGUUACAACGGAGGAGGAUGUUAAUCAGCCAACCAUGUGGCUGGGAACCGAAGAUGGCUGCAUACACGUUUGCAAUUGCAACGACAAUAUCAGGAUAAAGAAGAACAAAGUGAAGAUACAGCACAAUAGCAGCGUGCAUUGCAUUAUAUAUUUGGACAAUAAGGUGUUCGUAUCACUUGCUAAUGGAGACGUUACAGUUUACACUCGAGAUCACAUGGGUGGUUGGAACACACCGGAGCCAACAACUGUAUCAGUGGGCACAGUGGCUUUCCCAGUCACGAAGAUGCUUCCGGUGUCCGGGAAAAUCUGGUGCGGUCACAAUUCCGUGAAGAUCCUCAAUACCCACACUUUGGACAUAGAACACACGUUCCCUGUUAGCAACGACACGUCUCUGUCGGUUUCCUGCAUGGCGAGUUCCGGUGGACACGGUGUUUGGAUUUCUUUGCACAACAGCGCUGUGCUGCGACUGUUUCACUCCGACAGUUACGAAUGUUUGACAGACAUCAAUAUAGCACCGGCUGUCACCAAAAUGCUUACCAGUUGCGAUGACAUAAUACGACAGCACAAGGCCGCCUGUCUCAGGGUCACCGCACUUUUGGCUUGCAACGAGUUGCUUUGGAUCGGCACGAGCGCUGGUGUACUAUUGACCGUGCCAAUUCCCCAUAUAAAGCCAUCCACUCAGAGGAUGUCACAACCGCCGAUCGUAACUGGUAUUCCUCAUGGACAUACCGGCCACGUGCGUUUCCUCACAUGCGUGGAAACGACGACGCCGUCGAAGCCGGACCCACGGCCAAAGGUGAACAGAUACUCUCUGAAAUCCAGCAAAACCCAGCAGAACAAUAUCAGCCGGGGAAAACUGCUGGUGAUAUCAGGCGGAGAUGGUUACGAGCAUUUCAGAGGACCGCAGGCAUCCGCCGAGCUGCAGGCUGGUCGUGAGGACUCGACCAAUCAUCUGCUGCUUUGGAAAGUGUGAUCUGAUCUAGCACGGCCCUCGGUAAGGGCCGCAGUUCACGCACGUCGGCAUGACACGCCGUGGGAAUCGUCAUUGCGUGUGCAAUACACACGCGGUCGGGUCCGUCAUCGUCCGAUCGUGGCUGUUCAGGACGUAUUCGCCCGACGAUUUUUCAAGGAACGUGGGAAGGUUCUCUGGCUCGUAUUGGCCGAGUGGAUCAAGAGCAGGAUAAAGGAGGCCCGUUAUUUUCAGGGUGCUAAGAGGCACACGUUCCAUACUGUUAUGAAACCGAAGAAUUAGAUAGCUUUCUCUGAUAAAUAGUCCUUCGAUGCUGAUCGAGGUCAGACAUUUAC